CUCAUGAACCACAUUUGCUGGGGCACCUGGCGGAAGAAGGUUAGACGAGAAGCUUUGGAGCUGAGUUGGGUCGAGGCGAGUUGAGUUCUCCGUGGAAAACAGUCAAGAGCCAUGUCUUAUAACGAGGAUGACCAAGGAUGGCAGACUGUCGGAGGUGGAGAUGGAGAUGGAGGCAACAGGCGUAAUCGUCGAAACGACAAUGACGAGGAGGGGGGGAAUGAAAAUGUCUGGAACAACAAUCGCAGGCGAAAUGAUGACGAUGAAGGGCAUUAUCGGCCCCCUCGGAGGGACGACAAUGAGGGUGAGACCGGCAAUGCGUGGUCAGGUGGAAGGACUGAUAAUUAUGAAGAGCCAGCUGGGCGCAGACCACAGAGUGGAUCUUACGGUCGUCAGGACUACCAGGCCGAUGAAGAGGCGUGGCCGUCUCUAGGAGAUGACGAGCGUCCUCCGAGAAGGCAAGGGCGGGCCGAUGAGGCAUCAUCUUGGCGUCCUCAAGAGCCAGUUCAGCAACUCCACUCUCAUACGCAAGAGCAUCAGGCAAGUCCAGAAGGAGUGAUUCUUUUAGAGCUUGCUGUGAUGUCUAGAUGAGCUACAGCUCUUUUGUUCAGUCUUCAGUUGGUGACUCUCUUGACCGCGAUGAAGCAAUGCCGUCGGGUCUCAUGGACUUCCAGAAUUGAUGAUCGUUCAGAUUCCCUGGAAAUGCUGGGGUGGCUGAACCGAAAUUUCCAGCAGGUGAAGCUUUUAGAAUAGACUGGCACUCCGUUCAAUGUGCAAACGGGACGUUUUUCAGCUCAAGGUCAGUGAAAGAUAGCUCGUCAGUACCUUAAGUUUCAGUUACGUGAGCUCCAAAGUGGCUGGCCAUCUUUUUGGUGCGCGGGAGGGAUUUGGAAGAUGGACGACUUUCUUUCCAUCUUGCUGGUCACACUUACAGAUGCAUACGUAGGCUGGACUCUGGAUUUUGAACUUGACAGAUGCAAGGUGUGAAUGGGUUUUCAGGAGAAAAAGGAAUCUAAGUUUUCCAUGCGGGGUAUGUUCUCGGCCUUGAAAAAGACCGUGAAGGCAAAAGUGCAUGAGGUGCUUCAUGAGGUCAGAUUUUGAAACAACGAGUAAUCACUGACACUGCACACUCACGUGGUGGAAUGGGUGCUAAUGUCACUGGCUGCUGCUAUCACCAAAUUCACCUGUGGCAAAGCUAUUUUCUAGUGAAUUAGGUUCACAGCACGAACUGCUUGAGUAUGCUUUCUACAAAAGUGAGUGGCUGUAGAUGUAGGCUACGUACCAUGGUUUCUACCGGAGAGUGCAUGUUGGGGAGGCAAUGCAGGUUAGCCUUUUGGGCUGUUUUCUCAUGGUCUGUGGCCUUGGAGAAUCACAGCCUGGCAAAAACAUUUUGCUUUUGCUUCCUGAUUAGUACUUGACCUGAUGCCGGCAGUUAUAGUAUUCUUCGAGCUAAAUUGUGGGGCCGGGGAUGUACUUGCAGUUGACAGAAGAGUUGAGACACAACUUCAAAUUGCCAGCUAGUGAGCAGCAAUACGCGGAGAGUGUUAGCUCGGAUGUCAAUACCGAUCCAUCGAAUGAUGAACUCGAGGAUGUGGCCGCAGCAUGUGCGAAACUGUGGGAGCUAGAUAUCAACAGGUUGACACCAGGAACGGACUACGAGAUCGAUUGCGGGGAAGGGAAGAAGAUGUACCAGAGGGAGGAUAUGGAAGAGAAUGCUCUAUUCAGGCACUUGGAUCCAUCAGUUUUUCGCAGACCGACAUAUGCACGAUUCGUAGCAUUGCUUGAUAAUUACAACGCCAGUAUGAGCGUGUCGGAGAGGAAAUCCAGGGAAGAGGAGCAGGAAGAAGAAGCGUUCGUUGAGGAGAUUAGCAGGACCGCACCCAUUCAGUACCUGAAGAAAUAUUUGUCUUCCAAGGGAAUCGUCCGAGGAGGUGACGAGCAGUUCAAAAACAUGCUGCGCAACUUGUGGUUCAAAAUGUUCGACAGAAGUGGCACUGAUGACUCCUCGUCAGCUUUUGAGCACGUGUUUGUUGGGGAGAUCAAGCGCGGCAGAGACAACUCGGACGAGGUGUCCGGUCUCCACAACUGGAUUCAGUUUUAUCUCGAGGAAGCGAAAGGAACUCUAGAUUACCAAGGUUUCAUCCUGCCAAGGCGAAGGGGAGACGAGCUGCCUGAUUCACAAUCGCAGCUGCUGACCGUGCAAUUCAAGUGGAACGGUUUUCUGAAGCCGUUGAGCAGUACCUUGGUGGGUGUGAGCCCCGAGUUCGAGAUGGCUCUCUACACCUUGUGCUUUUAUGGUGGACAAGAAGAUAAUCACGUACAAUUGGGUCCCUACUCCGUGAACAUCAAGGUUUACCCGCUCGGCCGUAACGGGAUUGGCUCAGCUUUCCCCAUAGCCGAAGAGUAAGUGUACUGAUUUAUCUCAGAAGCAGGCUUGCAGGUUGAGCAGCAACUCAUUUGGGAUGAUCAACAGCAGUCACAUUGCCUGCGUCCUCUGAAGGCCGAGGCGGUCCUAGAGUCCAGCCAUCGAUGUAAAUCAUUCAGGCCUCGAAGAUGCUCGAGCCCAGACAAAGUUCAGAAGGCCCCUCUAUGUUCAUGCUAGACCAUGCUAUCGUGCUCUGUAGCUACAAUUGACCAGGAACACGAUGCUGCAAGUUGGAAGCAGGUAGUUGCACUCCUCUGCGCUUGCAGAAGGAAAUGUGCCCUUCCAAACACCCAUGAAAGUGGGUCGUCAUACAAAAGGAAGACCUUCCUAUUCCUGUACAUGGUGCUAUUGGUGUUAAUUGUUGUGAAAAUUGUCAAUGAACACAAAGAUCCAGACGAUCGUCAUAUCAAUUGUUCUCAGGAGAGCUUCUCGCCAGUUCCAGUCCGUUCAUGUUGAUGUCUGUCAUUUACAAGCAGACCUUUCUGUUCACCGCCAUUGUUUUUGAGUAUGAUCUGCAAGGUACAGUAGUCUCCCGGUUAAGUACCCAUUUUUUUUGCACAAAAAUAGGGUUCAACCCAUGACAUGUUCUUUCAUUUGGUUUAUGGUCAAAAAUUGUUACACCUCCUAGUGGUUGUCUCACAUCUAAUUAGAGCGUGAACCUCUAGUGGAUGAUAUAUACUCGUUUAACAUUAGAGACAAACUCUAACAGUAGAGAAAAAAGCAAGCCAUUAUCGCAAAAUGAAGAAAAGAUUAUAUCAUCUUUUUGAGGUUUUAGAUUAUAUUGGGUUAUAGAGUCCAUGAUAAAAUUUCAAAUCACUCUCCUAGAAGCGACACCUUUGACAACUCACUUGGCAAUUGAAUACGACUUGGCAAUUACAAAUAUGUGCUGGAGUCCAUAUAUGAUAUCAAUAAACUCAAUGCAAUAUUUUUU
This is a messenger RNA of Marchantia polymorpha subsp. ruderalis, 3353 nucleotides long. NCBI's taxonomy places the organism in Eukaryota, Viridiplantae, Streptophyta, Marchantiopsida, Marchantiales, Marchantiaceae. The record is from the annotation of a GenBank genome assembly.